This is a messenger RNA of Maniola jurtina (meadow brown), 1921 nucleotides long. RefSeq lists its product as uncharacterized. NCBI's taxonomy places the organism in Eukaryota, Metazoa, Arthropoda, Insecta, Lepidoptera, Nymphalidae. The record is from RefSeq and is a predicted model, not a curated record. The coding region runs from base 144 to 1649 and encodes 501 amino acids. The transcript is spliced from 4 exons. Gene Ontology annotation, molecular function: zinc ion binding.
AUGCUGACGCAAAGCUGAGCGCAGAGGGCGCUAGAAGCGCGAUGGCCGCUGUCAUUUUGUAAUUGCUUUGUUUACAUCAGUUUGCAAAUCGAUUUUUUGCUGUUUUUUGUGGUUAAAACCUAUCGAUCAACGCAAUACUUGAUAUGUAUUCUACCUGGAAGCUCAAAGAAUUGAAAGACGAAUUAAAAAAACGAGGAGGGAGGAUAACUGGAAAGAAAUCGGAACUUGUAGAAAGGUUAGAAGCCUACGAUCGAAAUUUUAAUUUUGGUCACCAAACCCUGCAAGCUUCUCAAAGCCAAGCAAUUGACGUACCUGCUGUAGAACUUUACAAAGACGUUAAUAGCUCCACCAUAUUGCCGAAGAUUACCAAACAUCAUAUUCAAAGUUACUUUGAUAGAUUCAAUAAAAAUAUCUGCGAUGCUGUUAAAUUGUAUGAAUCGAGAUACCUUCUUGUUUUACGAUCAGCAACAUCUGGCCAAGAUACUUACCUAAAAGGUUAUUGCAAGGCAUCCAUGAAACAACUUCAAUACGAGAUUAACAUCAAAUUAAAUAACGAUGGAAUGCCUGAAGAGGCAAACUGUGAAUGUGCAGCAGGUGAAGGCAAUGAAGCCCACUGUAAACACAUUGCUGUGGUGCUUCUUGCAGCAGAAAACAUUGUCCAGCAAAAAAUAAUAAUACUUCAUGAAGUUUCUACGUCACAACUACAGACAUUCCAUAAGCCAUCAAGGAAAUAUUAUGCUACUCCAUUACGAGCUUCCAGAUUCCCAUCAAAAAGGGAUAUAAAUAAUACUGUCUUCUCGCCAUACUUGAAGCAAAACCCUGAUUUUGACAAGAAGGCAUUUCAAUGCAGAUUCCAGUCCAUGAUUCUAAAUUAUCCACAGUCAUCAAUGCCUAUAAAACAGAUAUAUCCUGUAGCCAGCCAACGAAGCAUAUGUUUGGACCAUGAGUACUUGGAAAAAAGUGCUAUAGAUUGUUUUUUAGAAUCUAUGGUAUUGCAAAAUGUAUCAGAACAAAAGAUUCUGGAAAUAGAAAGGGAGACUCGAGGACAAAGCAAUAACCCAAAAUGGCAUAGUUACAGAAAAACCCAUAUAACAGCCAGCAUUUUUCAUACUGUGUGCCAUUUAAAAACUGAAAGUUUAUUGAAAUAUUCCAGUCAAAUCUUACAUAAAACUACAAUAAAAACCAAAGCAAUGGCACAUGGUAAUAUAAAUGAAAAAAUUGCAAUGAAAAAAUAUAUGGACACUUUUAAUCUUGAAAUUACAGAAUGUGGGUUAUUUUUGAGUAAGGAACGUCCUUACCUAGGAGCAUCCCCUGAUGGCUUACUGGGAUCAGAAACAAUAAUAGAAGUAAAAUGUCCAUAUAGUUCGCGGAACAAAGAAGUUUGUCCACUAAAUGUGCCAUAUCUACAAUAUGAAAAUGGGAAACUCUCUUUGAAAAAGAACAACAUAUAUUACUAUCAAAUACAAGGGCAAUUGUAUGUCACAAAAAGGAAAUUUUGCAACUUAUUGGUUUAUACCUUCAAAAGUUUAGAAGUCAUAUUCAUUGAUUAUGAUGAAGAAUUCAUUAAGUACAUGUUAGAAAAACUUGAUUAUUUUUAUCACAACUUCUUUAAAGCUGCUGUGAUUAAAAAACUCCUAUAUAAAGAAUAAUAAUGUCUAAUAAAAAAUUUAUAUAAGAUUAAACAGCUUUUAUUUCAUAAUAUUUUCUCUAAAAUUACAUACAAAAGCACAAAUGAAUAAAAUUCUUGAUGAUAAGGCUACGUGGUAUGGGCUUAAUUCACUUUUUAAAAUCUUGUAAGUUUUGGCUAGCCCAAUAAUACGUUCUAUGUGCACUCGUUUGCUUGCUAGUUUUCGAUCCUGGACUAUUCUAAUACCAGGUAUUUGUGUCUUUCCUUUCAAAUAUGUUGGAAUAUUAAUAGUAA